AUGCACAAGAUCUCCCAGUUCACAGGCUCAGCGCGGCAUGGCUGGGACCGCGUAUCGCCCUCGAUGAGCUUUGGCAUGUCUAGGCCGCACUCCCAAGCAGACAUGGUCCCGCCCAACGCCAAACGCCAGAUGCCCGGCUCCAGCAUGAGCCCCAACCCUGCCGUGCCCGGACACCCCAUCAACCUGUCCUUCAACGUGCCCUUCAACUCGAAUCUGCCCGGUCCGGAUAAGGAGGAUGUGCUGUACAGCAGUACCGGGGCUUAUCAGCGGUGGAUUCAUCCGGAUGGGGCUGCAGAGGACACGCCCAACCAUGCUCUGCCCGUGCACACACGAAAUGUCGAGAACCUACGGAGUCUGUGCAAACAGCUCAGUGAGAGCAGUGGGGAGAGAGUCCAUGCCACCGUUACUUCUUCAAAGCCGAAGCCCGUGCCGGGUAUGCAGCGAGGUCCGUUGACGGCUUUGGUGACAAACGUGUGCAUAUCAGGCGAUUCGGACGUAGUGCAUAAGAUGCGGGCCAAGAUUCUGAACGAAACCCCCAUCACGCUGCGCUGCGAGACCAUCGAUAUCGACCGCGAAAUAGUCUUUCCCAAAGGCCAAGAUGGUGCACGUACUGAUAUUCUUAACCACAUGGAUGAGAUCGCGGAUCAGACGAAAGCAGAUAUCUUCCUGCUCGAGUCCAAGGCCAAGAGGAAGGACUCGGACUCGAUGAGCUCAUUCCGAGGCAUGGAGAAGAGCAUGGACAACAGGCUGAGAGUACACAUCUUCGGCGAUGCUGAAAGCUCAGAGAACGCGAAGACGAGACUUCUGAUCAUGAUUGAUCAAAUUCUCCAGCGUCAGGUGGACACUAUCCGACUCGAGCUUUCCCUGCACAGCCUGAUCUCUGGCCGCCAUAGGAGGAAUGUCAAGCUGAUCGAGUCUGCGACGGGCACAGCGAUCUACUUCCCGCCGAUGUUUCCGACUGUGUUCGGAUACACACCACCAGGGUCGAUUCCACUGAGGAGUCGAGACGAAAUUAUCGUGACGGGAGACAAUAUGGACAACAUUCUCCAGGCAAAGAAGAGGCUGCAUGAUCUAGUGCUGGGCUGCAAGACGUUUGUCAAGGACGUGCAAAUCACGACGAGCAAGGUGGACUACAUUCUGCUGGAACGACUGGACAAGAUUCGACGCAUUAUCGAGGCCAACGGUUCAUACGUUUUGCUGCCACCGCUCGGCAAUCACAGUGGCAUCUUGCGGGUCCAGGCAAACGACAUCUUGAACGUCGAACGCACCGUGCGUGAAAUUAUGGGCUUGGCCGGCCAAUUCUACAGCGCAUCUUGGUGGGUCACGCACCCCGACCCAUCUCAGCGACAGCCGACGCCAUCCGACAUCCGCGCUAUGCUUCCAGACGUCUGCAUCAACUCUGGCGCCGAGAUCACCUUUGAAAAGCUCAACUUCCACAUCAACGGCAGCGACGAUGCCGUCAAAGCCGCCAUGUCCAUUAUUAACACCCUGCCAUUCGUCAAGAAAGCGCAGUCAACUCUGCGCGUCAAGGUCGAGCUCGCUAACGAACACAAGGAGUUUGUCAGUGGUAAGAAGAAUGGCAAAAUCAACAAGAUCAUGAGCCAGAGCAAUGUGCAGAUCGUGUUCGACGGCUUCAACGAGUACAACUUCUACAUCGAUGUCCGCGGAGCUCAGUACGAGGCGACGAAGAAUGGGCUGGACCUGGUGGAGCUGGAGAUGCCGGCGUCGAUAUCAUUCCACGUCCCAGACCAGUAUCAUAAGCGGAUCAUCGGUAUCGGCGGACAGCACAUCCAGCGCAUCAUGAAGAAGUAUUCUGUGUUCGUCAAGUUCUCGAACGCUAUGGAUCGUGGAGGCAUUGGCAAGGACGAUGAUGACAUCAAGGUCGACAAUGUCAUCUGCCGUACGCCUGCGCGCAACGCCGACAACCUCGAGCUCGUCAAGCAAGAGAUCAUGGACAUGGUUGAGAAGGUCGAUGCGGAGUUCGUGUCUGAGCACGUACCUGUCGAUCGUCUCUACCACCGUGAGCUCGUUGCGAGAAUGCCAGAGAUUGAAGAGCUGGAGAAGAAGUGGAACUGUAAGAUCACGUUCCCUGGCACUGAGCAAGCCAGCGAUAUCAUCACAGUCUCUGGACCUGAGUACCAGGUCCCGUUGGCUGUGGAUGAGUUCUUGGGCAUGGUGCCUGAAAGCCACGACAUUGAGUUCCCAUCCACUGAAGAGCUCCGAACCUUCCUGGCGUCUGACGAAUUCCGUGACGACACUGCUCGCAAGCUCAAGGAGCAGUACGUUGUUGAGGUGGUCGUUAACGAGCCUUACAGAGAAAAGCAGGAAGACAAGGAGAUCUUGAUGGAGCGCUUGAAGCUCAACUAUACCAGGAACAACGCUGGCGGACUCAAGGACGCUAUCGACUUCUUGCUGAUGCCUCUGAUUGCUCGCGGCCUGGAUCAGAAUGUCGUCAAGGGCGCCAUCCCACGACCCAAGUCCGACUCCUUCGAAGACAACAUGCCGUUCUUCGAGUCCAAGCUUCUUCAACGAGCCGAGCCUCCUGUGGCCACCGAUUCACCAACUCGCUCAACCUUCAACGGCGAUGACAGCGGCACUCGCUCAAUCUUUGACAAGCUACGCAAGCCAGGUAGCAUGUCUUCGUUCACUUCCUUCAUGGAGCGCCGACGCAAGACUGGCUCCAACUCGCCAUCGCUCUUCAUGCAUGCCUCGAGCAACGCCUCUAAAGCCUCCCUCGUUAGCAUGGAAUCUCGCGACUCUGGCUAUCGCAACCCCUGGAACGAUUCUGGCAUCGACCUCGAUCACGACCAGCAAAACGGACAUACGCACGCCAACAGCUGGGGUUCGUUCGCCCCAACCUCCCGUCCGAACACCUCCUCGAACUCCCUUUCAGGUGCAUUUGAGACCAAGUUUCCUUUUGGCGCUAACGGUAAUGCGUCGACGAGUUCUCUUACCACUCCAAUGAUACCCGGCCUCGGCAUGAUGUCGAACGGCGGCGCGGGACCAAGUGCUGCGAGCGGCUCGGUCAAGGGCGACGUGACACCCAAGUACGAAGACUACGGAAAGGGAAGCUUCACGUCGACUGAGGGACCGCCCUCGCAGCAGCCCAUCUCGCGUCCAACUUCGACCAAUGCCGCGGCUACCAAUACUACGUCUUCUGUUGCGAGUACAACUUCAGGAUACCCGGCCCCCAUCGGGCCUCCGCAUUGA
Messenger RNA from Zasmidium cellare ATCC 36951, 3210 nucleotides. RefSeq lists its product as uncharacterized. Gene Ontology annotation, biological process: nuclear division. NCBI's taxonomy places the organism in Eukaryota, Fungi, Ascomycota, Dothideomycetes, Mycosphaerellales, Mycosphaerellaceae. Gene Ontology annotation, molecular function: mRNA binding. The coding region runs from base 1 to 3210 and encodes 1069 amino acids. The record is from RefSeq and is a predicted model, not a curated record. Gene Ontology annotation, cellular component: nucleus; cytoplasm. The transcript is spliced from 3 exons.